AUGAGCCGCGGGCCACCGGUGACGGACCCUGCUCCUGCCGGGGACGAUGGCUUUCCUGAACCCCUCUCUCCGUCGGUUUUUCGACCACCGCCGGCGACUCCGGUGGCCGCCUCUGCCGGCCUGCUGAAUGGAGCCACGCCGCGUGGGAUCUUUCUCCAGCUCCAAGGUGAGGAUGACAUGCCGGACAUUUCAUUCCUUGCCUCGGCGCCAGGAACCCCUGCAACUGUGGCCCCAACUGCCCCGGCCGCUCCGGCCGCCCCGGCCGCCCCGGUCCCGCUCAUCAGCCCCCCUGUCAUCUCGGCCCCGAGUGCCGCAGCUCGUCCUGCGCCAUUGGCCCGACCGCUGAUCUACCGGUCGCUGAAUGUGGCGGCUGCCGUGGCAGCCGCCGCCCUGGCCCAACCGCCCCCCCCUCCCCCCCCCGGCACCCUGCCAACCGCACUGCCGCCACCACCACCGCCACCACCACCACCAGCUGCCCUUGCUGAUGUCCCACUUUCUCGGGCCACUCCUACGGCUCCCCCUUCUACAUCGCCGAGGCCGGCCCCCCGUUUGGCAGUUGACACCCCGCCCAAGCAGUCCACCAGCCCGGCGCGCCGCGCGGCGUCGGUCUUCUCGGCAGCAGCCUUCCAGCGUCUGGACCACCUGUUCCCUCGGACUGCCGCCCAUCCUGAUGCCGACUUGAGCGUCUCCACGCUGACCGACACCGAGCUCGAUGUCUCGGCCUUUGUGUGGGAGGAGAUUUCCAGCUUCUCCCUCGAUCCUCGGCCGCCAGCCCGGCUGCCACUUCCCGCCGCCGCCUCCGGCUCACCACCGGUCACGCCAAAGCGCCAGUUGGCCGGCCCAGCCGACGCACCUCAGAGCAAGCGCCCGCGCCCGGCCACCGGCACCGCCGGUCCCCCCCUAACCCCGCCCUCCUCUCUGGAAGCAGGCAUCCCCCCGCCGAUCACCCCGACGACGGGCAUUGUCUCGGCUCCGACCACGCCGAUCCCAGGGCUUGACCAGCCGGGCGGCGUGAAUGCCGCGGUUGCUGCCGCCAUCGCCGCCGGCCGAGCGGCCUCAGCUGCCAUCUCAAUCGUCCGUCUGCCCGGCCAGCAAACCCCCUCAUCGGCCGGGCGGCGACUGCUUCGCGGCCUGGAUGACAGCUGGUGGGCCACUCACGAUACCAGUGACCUGCCGAUGCUCGGUACCGAGGACAUUCCCUCCUUCGUGGCGACGGCCACCCCGGAGACACUUGGCCCCGGCCGACGCCCGGCACAGCCCGGGGUUCAGGAUGGCCCCGCCCCGCCAGGGCUCGAUCUAUCGCUCUUCGGGCCGCUGGCGCCGGGGCUCGGCCUGGGCCUCGGCGAUCGGGCCGGCAUGAGCCCGGCCUCCCUCCGGCGCAUGGACCUGCUCUUUCCGCCCGAUGCAGGUCUGGUCUCCGAGCCGCCAUCCCUUUCGCUGUCCGUGUCAUUUGAUCCGGCGCCGACCAGUGUCCAGCAUUCCGACCCACCUGCCUCCCCUCCGGCGGAUGCAUCGCUCUUUGAGGAGAUCCCCCCUCUGGAAAGCAGCACCUACAGUGAUCCCAGUGAGGCUAGCAGCAUGGGGCCCUUGGCUUCGACCGAUGGUCUCUCACUCAUGGACCCGGCCCCCCAGUCAUUCGGUGAGACUCCCCCCUUCGAUGAUGGUGCCCCGGCUCCCUUUGGUAGCUUUGAUGAAGGGGUCAGCUUUGCCGAGCGGAAAGCCAUCCCCAGCCCUGGCUGGGCCACCAUCCAGCCUCCAGCCACCUUCUUCCCCAUGCCCCUGGCUCCGGGGUUAGAGGCCGGCUCGCUUGGCCGGCUUGUCCAAUCGCUGGUCAGUGGCCCCAGGCGGCCGGGCGGUGUCGUCAACCUGAAUGGCGCUGCCACACACCCGGACGAUAUGGCCAUUGGUGGGAGCAGUGUGCGGCAGCCACCGCCACCGCCGCCGGCUCUGGCCGUGCGUCUGGCCGCGCCUUUCGCCCUUGCCCGGGCCAUUCGCACCAAUGGCAGCGUUGUUGAUGGCUUCUCCACACAGGAGACACCUUCGUCCGCUGCCCCGAGAGCCUCGUCACUCAAUGCAUUGCGCUUCCCGCUUGGUGUGCCGGGAACAUUGGCGACCGGUGGCCGAGGGCGGCACUCAUCAUCGCAGACCGGCCCCUCUCGGUCGGCGUCGGCGCUACCCCCGGCGCCGCCCCCACCGCCGUCAGGACCGCCAGACUCCGAAGUGCCCGCCCUCCCCGGGCCGAAUCCCGUUCCACCAUCGUUGGCGCAGGCACUCUUCGGCGAGGUGACAUCCAUGCGCUUGACUUUGGAGGCGCGCCAACUGUUGAUGGGCGCUUCGCGGCAAUUUUUCGACCAAGUCGCCGGCGACCUGGCCGGCUAUGCACGGCACGCGAAACGCAAGACCAUCGAGCCGGCAGACGUGUCGCUCCUAUUCUCCCGCCAACGAAUGCCCGAAUCGGCGCUGCCGCUGGAUCAGCUCAUCCGGGAGCACCUGACGCAUGAUGAUCGUGCUCUACUGAUGCAGAUCGCCCGUGGGGGGAAUAUCCUCCAGCCGCCGGGGCCCUCAUUGUGAGGACACCCUGGUCCCUCUCUCCCAGGCCCCAGGAGGAGGGACGAGGAGGGGAGGAAAGAAGGCAAGAAAAAAAAAAAGAAGAAAAGAAGAAGGGGCCCAUGCGUUUCCAACUUCUCUCCUGGACCAUCCUCCUCGCUUCUGUGGCAUAUGGUGGCAGAUGCCCGCGCAUCGGCAAUACAAGGGUGGGUGUCUC
Molecule: messenger RNA, 2764 nt
Organism: Fonticula alba
Lineage: Eukaryota; Rotosphaerida; Fonticulaceae
Exons: 4
Coding region: 1-2571 (856 amino acids)
Biological process (GO): chromosome segregation; mitotic cell cycle; kinetochore assembly
Cellular component (GO): kinetochore
Molecular function (GO): protein heterodimerization activity; DNA binding
Source: RefSeq, a predicted model, not a curated record